GCACGCAGAUCUCGGCGCCCCGAUACACACGCGCGGACGUGUCGUGUUACUGGAGUAAGUAAGCUAGCAAUGGCGCACGACCCAUCGGCGGCGACGACGGCGCAGAAGCGCAAGUACACCGAGGAGGAGGAGACGGCCGGCCUGUGCGCCAACGGCUGCGGCUUCUUCGGCGCCGCCGCCACCGGCAACAUGUGCUCCAAGUGCUACCGCGACCACGUCCACGCCGCCACCGCCGACACCGCGGCCGCGGGGAGCGUCUACUUCAUCGACCCUGCUGGCUCGACCGCGCCGCCGCCGGCGAAGAAGGCCAGGAUGACCGUCGCCGUCCCGUCCUCUGAUGGUGCGGCCGCCCCCUCCGCCGCCGUGGCGGUUGACCCCGCCGUGACGCCCGCGAAGCAGCCGGCGGUGCCGGCGAACCGGUGCGCGGCGUGCCGCAAGAAGGUGGGGCUGCUGGGGUUCCGCUGCCGCUGCGAGGGCACCUUCUGCAGCGUGCACCGCUACUCGGAGAAGCACGACUGUGGAUUCGACUACAAGGCCGCCGGCCAGGAGCAGAUCGCCAAGCACAACCCCCUCGUGGUUGCGGACAAGAUGACCGGAAGGAUCUGAAGCCCACAGGAAACCACCAGAUCAACAAUGAACCGACCAAGCAGUUAGUCAUGGCGUCUUCGAGGAUAGAAUCGAUCAAACUUCUUUGUAUUUGCUAUAGGCCUUGGAACGUGUAAAUAUUAGUUUAGGCUUCGGAGAUAUCGAAAUUUUGUAAAUAUUAGUUUAGAGUUUAGAUUUCGGAGAUAUAGGAAUUUGUACCGCGAG
This is a messenger RNA of Triticum urartu, 810 nucleotides long. RefSeq names its product zinc finger A20 and AN1 domain-containing stress-associated protein 7-like. Lineage: Eukaryota; Viridiplantae; Streptophyta; Magnoliopsida; Poales; Poaceae. The record is from RefSeq and is a predicted model, not a curated record. Gene Ontology annotation, molecular function: zinc ion binding; DNA binding.